This is a messenger RNA of Mytilus californianus (California mussel), 1840 nucleotides long. RefSeq names its product rhodopsin, GQ-coupled-like. Gene Ontology annotation, cellular component: membrane. NCBI's taxonomy places the organism in Eukaryota, Metazoa, Mollusca, Bivalvia, Mytilida, Mytilidae. The record is from RefSeq and is a predicted model, not a curated record. Gene Ontology annotation, biological process: G protein-coupled receptor signaling pathway; visual perception. The coding region runs from base 1 to 1482 and encodes 493 amino acids. The transcript has 4 exons. Gene Ontology annotation, molecular function: G protein-coupled receptor activity.
AUGUCGGUGUUUACAUCAGAUCUAAACCAUGAAGUCGCUCUGACCACUAGCACAUACAAUGAUACUACUAGUGUGUAUGAUACGUACGGCUAUUAUAUUCAUCCUCACUGGAAACAAUUCGACCUUGUACCGGACCAUUGGCAUUUUAUGGUGGGAGUCUACAUCACUAUUGUUGGACUCACUGGGAUCAUUGGAAACUCAAUUGUGAUAUGGAUUUUCAGCACGACCGAAAGCUUAAAAACGCCAUCAAACAUGCUGAUCACCAAUUUGGCUGUCAGUGACCUUAUCUUUUCAGCAGUUAACGGAUUCCCUUUACUAAGUAUUUCUGCUUUUAAUCGAAAAUGGAUGUGGGGAGAUACUGCAUGUCAGUUUUAUGGCUUCAUCGGAGGAUUAUUUGGGUUGAUGUCGAUCAAUACUUUGGCUGCAAUAUCCAUUGACCGAUAUCUUAAUAUUGCAAAACCACUGUCUGCUGCUAAGAACAUGACUAGAAGAAAAGCUUUAAUGAUGAUCCUGUGUGUAUGGGCCUGGUCUCUAAUCUGGGCUGUUCCACCAAUAUUUGGUUGGGGAGCCUAUAUUCCAGAAGGGUUUCAGACAUCUUGUACUUUUGACUACCUAAGUACAGAGCCACAUAUGCGAUCAUACAUAUUCGGAUUAUAUCUAGGCGGAUUUGUUGUUCCUUUGGCAAUCACUGUUGUUUGUUAUGUGCUAAUCCUAAAGGCAAUCAGAAAGCACGAACGGGAAAUGGAGAAAGUUGCAGAUAAGUUGAAGGCAGACGACCUCCGAAAUAAACAAAACAAAGCAAGUAUGGAGAUAAAAGUUGCAAGAAUUGCUAUGAUUAUUGUUACGUUAUAUAUAUUGUCAUGGAGUCCUUAUGCGACGGUUGCUCUGAUUGGUCAGUUUGGACCAGCAGAAUGGGUAACACCAGUUGUAGCAGAAAUACCUGUAAUGUUGGCAAAAGCUUGCGCAAUGCAUAAUCCAAUCGUGUAUGCAUUCAGUCAUCCAAAGUUCAGAAAUGCCUUAUUAAAACGCGUCCCUUGGGUAACGUGCUGUUACGAUGUAAAACCUUCAGAAAUUACCUCAAAGACCAACAACCCCUACAGUAAACGGCCACUUAGCCGUAACAUGAGUGACGAUAGCAAUUAUUAUGGAAGUGAGGCAUCUAGCUAUGUAACGAGCAUUGGAGAAUCUAUACCAAAUAAGAAUGGACGAUUGAAUAUGCAGCGCAGCAUGAGCGUCGAAAGUAACAUCGGAUCACCUGAAAUGAUAAUGGAACUUGUACGAGCCCUUGUAACAGUAGCAAAUAGAAACGUGGUACCUAUUCAUGGAACAAAUCCUCCAGUUCAGAGUCAAGAUGUCUUUUCCGUGUGUGACGGAAAACAAGCACAGCUGGCUAAGUACCUUGCUGAACUAUUGACCAACAGAGAAAGCAAGACAGAAGUCUCAGUAGAUACCAAACUUCCAAUUAUAACCAAAACUGAAUAGAUAGAAGAAAUAAAGUGUGAAAAUCAAUAAACACAAACAGUAUUUAACUUGUGGAAUCAAUUGAUAUUCUUAAAUGACAUUAUAUCCAAUGUUUUGGAAGAGGAAGUCACUAAUGUACCAUUACUUGUAUUAACCCCUUUUGCUAUUAUCAUGAUAAAAUAUAUUUAAACUAGUGUUUAAUCUAAUAUACUGUGAAAUGGACAAUAAUAAUCCAUACAAAGGGAAGGAAGAAAUUUGAAAAAGAGUUACUGCAUUAUUUGAGACAUAUUUUCAGGAUGUAUGCGAUCUAUCAAGCGUAGACAUAUGACAUGAUAGUAACUAAUAGAAGAUCUUUUGCGUAUUGUAAUCUGCAUGUUAU